GCUGUGAUAGGGCGUUGACUUGAAAAGGAUAUUGUUUUUGUUUUUUUCCAAAGGUAUAAAAAUGAAAUCUUCCUGAACAAAAGGAAAAUCCAAGUUUCAUUUUUAUUUAAGCCAAUAGUAAGCCCGUUCGAAUUGUCUACCUUUUACUUCAAGGAAUUCGUUUCAAAUUUCUUUAAAGUUUUACUUCCUGGGAAAAUAUGCAAGUUAAUAUAAAACACAAAAAGGACACCUAAGUAAGUUCUACAGUAUUACACAGUCAAACUUCGUCAGCUUUACAGGAAUAAAAACAUGAGUCUACUGAGGUGCGUCAUUCUGGUUGCUAUGGUAACAGAAUUUGAAGUCAAAGUUGUUUCCUUUCCGUGGCGCAUGAACAAAGGCCAUCUGACCCACAAUUCUGUGGACAUCGAGGUAAUCGAAGAGACCCACGACCCCCACGACCCCCGCGACCCCCGCGACCCCCACAGAAACCGGCGCAGCACAGAUCCCAGCCCCACCCUACCAGCACUACUGCAUGUCCGGCUAAACCUCGGCGACCGGCACAUCUCCCUGCGGGUGAGACGGAGCACCCCCAGCCGGUCGAGCCGGAGAGCCGUAUCCGAUUUCCCGGUGUUCGUCAUUGUGGACGGGGAGAUACGUCAGAAGGAGUUGACCCUUGACCCGACAGUAGAUUUUUACAGUAAUGAGACGACAGGUAGCUCGUUUGUAGUUCGUAAAUCAAGCAAUCGAUCACAGUUCAUCAUGGAAGGAUUUUUCUACGACGGUCUGGAUCAGCUCCACCUGACACGUGACCCACUGGGUGGCAUCCACCAGAUCCACAAGAUCCCCCGGGAGCUCAACUUUCAGGACGAUUACGUCAACGUUAUCCCCGCUGAAGGCAUAACGUCACCGCCGUAUACACACACGAAGAAGACGCUCACGCGUGCACGACGUCACAUACAGGCUCGCCGUGAGCACGAAAUACGGCUGUUUAUGGUGUCAGACAGCAAGGAUUAUCUCAACUGGCUACAGUACUACAAGAACAAUUCGACACUAACAGAGAUAGAGAUGCACCUGUAUUACGCAUUCGUGGCUAACUCUAUGAACAUCCGCUACAGCAGUGUCAAUCUUGUUGACCCAACCUUCAGUCUCUCUAUCGUCAUCACUGGCCUUCUGAUUGUCAAUUCCCAGUCGGUCAGCUCCUGGACUGAGGUCAACACAAGAUUCCCCGGGUCACAUUUUGUUGACGGCAACAUGGCGCUAGAGUCGUUUGGGAUGUGGGUCAAGAAGGCCAACCCCACCCUGCCUCUUAGCGAUCACUGGAUGCUCUUUACAGGUUAUGACAUCUUUAGCGGUACCAAUUGGAAAGUGAUGGGUAUAGCCAAGCUGGGCGGGAUGUGUUCCACGUCAUCCAUCUCCAUCAUUGAACAGGACAAUUCUGGAAGUGUUGGUGCCACAGCAGCCCACGAACUGGGUCACAGCCUAGGUGCGAUCCACGACGGGGAAGAAAAAGACUGUCUGGACGAAGACAAUUACGUCAUGUCUAAGAAACUUACGCCCCCAGUCGACGAGAAAAGCGCGUCACGGCCUUGGUUGUUCUCAGUGUGUUCGGUGCGGGCUUUCAAGAGGUUUCUUUCCAACCUAGAAUGCACGAGAAAAAAUUCCCGGGGGUUGUCCGUGUUGUCCACCAGUCUACACCCAGGUCAGGUGUUUUCUGCAGACGUUCAGUGCCAACUGGCAAUAGGAAACAGGUCAUACUUCUCUAGGAGCAUGCAGCUCCGGGACGGUGACUACUCCAGUCUAUGUCGCCGGAUGUUCUGUACGGUGCCAGAUAUGUUGGGCUACUUCCAGCCUACUUUUGCUAUGGAGAGGACAUCCUGUGGGGAUAGAAAGUGGUGCCAACGUGGGGUCUGUGAAUACAAUGCGGAUGCCCCAGAGACAGAAGAUGACUGCCCACAGGGUGACGACCCCACUGCCCCAUGCCUGGAGAAGGACUGCCCCUACUACACGCCCCGCACCAUCAGGAUCUUCUGCUGCCACACAUGUAGGAACACAGCCUCGAUGUGGCUGACUAGCAAGGCGGCGGAGGUCCCUAUCGUCAGGAAAAUUCAGGCAGAUCCACGUCAGCCAACCAGGCAAGGAUCCACAACAUCCACCAUCAGAGGUCUGACGUUACCUGGCGCAACAGUUACCGUGAAAACAGCCACCACAAUACCCCCUUCAUCACAGCAAGCAAUGCAAGAAAACAACAGACAAAAACCAACUGAUCCAAUUACUACACAAACACCGUUGUCUACAGGCGGGAUUGGUCUAGCUACCCCAACCACCGAGCCCUAUACAAAUCAGCCAUCAACAUCUGCAGCACUUACUCCGGUGCAGACAAACACGGCAGAUAAUGCCACGGUGGAUCGGUCUACUGUGACCGCUGCCUCGAAUACUGGUACCACUCCACAGUAUGACGCCGCUCAGAAUUUGAGAACCACUCCACAAGAACUAAAUAAUUCUAAUACUAAUUACAUUCAACAAACGACAUCAAAUAUACCCACAUCAACCGAUUCAAACUCCUCCAGUUUGGACAUGGCUUCCAGCUUUAACAUUGAGAAUGUAACGUUACCGAACUCAAUUUCAGAACACAAUGUAUCGGAGUCUAAUCCUUCUUCAAACGGUGUUAAACUGGUAUCGCAGCAAUCUGUUGUAUCUUCAGAUAAACACAAUCAGUCUGUACCUAAUGCUAGUAUCAUUAGACCAUUCGACACUGCUAGUAGUAUCAAUCAAAUUUAUGAUGGUAGUUCUAACAGUAUCACCAAGAGCUCAAAUGAUACAACGAACAUAUCUCAACAACAAGUGUUUAGAUCAACUCGCCCAGCGGGUUAUGAUGUUGAUUUAAAAAAUAUAUCACUUGUUUCUCCCCAAGAAAUUAAUAUUCGAUCAGAUAAAGAUCAGUCUGGAGCUACAUCGAAUCAAACAAAACAAUCAGAUACUUUGCAACAAAACUCACAACCAAAUACAGUUAGACCUGCAACAGUUGUAUCGUACAGGGAGGUAACAAACAAUGAACUAAAGCCUACGGUAGUCAAGAACAUAUCGGAGACUACUCUUGAAGUUCAGAAUGCUGUACCCCGUCAAGGUGGUUCUGUUUUAACAUCGAUACUUCUAAAACAAGUACAGUUGAACACAACUACACUUCUAUCAAAACAAAUACAUAACGAAAGAAAAUUUCCGGAUUCUUCCGUUGCUUCAAACGAGCAGAGAAACGCAAACCAGCCGUAUACAGUCUUAACGUUAGAAGGCUUACAGACUAACUCCCAACUUCAGGAAAGUGAUUUAUUCAUGCCCACCAAAAGCAGAUACACUCUCGCUCAACUUGGCAAUAGGAUUCAUGGCUUCGAGGCUGUAGAGAACAGUCACCAAGACAACAACAACAACAACAUCAGCAGGCUAGACUUGAACCCUACAUCAUCGUCUCGACUCACCAACCCCACGCAACCGGAUGUCGUCCUCAGCACAAAAGACAACUACUCACCACUAAUAUCCGGGCUAAAAGCAUUUUUUCCUACCGAUAUGGAGAUAAGGAAUGCUUUAACUAAUGACCAGUUCUACCGAUCUACGAAUGAACAAACGUAUUCAGCAAAUCGUGAUCAAGCUUACGGACAAGCGUAUCUUUCAACGAGUGACCAACUAUACAAUUCAGCCAGCGAUGGGUUACAGCAAGUUAACGAUAAAUCAAUGAACAGUGUUCAACGUUACCCGACUUCACAAUUUCAAACGGAAUCGGCUUGGUUUAGUUCAUUACCUAAUCAGAAACCAACAAGUCUUCAAGACUUCUUAGACAGCUUCAGUCUUCUUCAGAAUCAACCACAAACAAGUCACCCAAAAAACUCUUCAAGCUCUAAGAGUAUCAGCUUUAACCUAAGCAUCAACUUACUCAAUGACUCUAAACAAGAACCAAGUCUUCACCAAAUUCUAACCCGCAUACAUCCCCAACCCAACGCCACAUCACACCAACCGAACAACCACACCUCGAACAUGCUCAGUAAACCAACCACCAGCCGACCCAGGUUCGACCCCCACCCAGCCUUACACCACUGCAACUUUCAGUGCGUCUACUACAGGGAACCCUCCACCCCUGACAACGCCUGGUUCGACCCCCUCAAGCUAAAUUUACGAGAAGCUUCUAGAACUAUUGAUAAACAAGGCAGAGCUAUCACCUCUGAAACAGCCAACCCUGCACCCAUCGUCUCUGAGCCAACCCCACAGCAAAUAUCCUUGAGUACAACACCAAAUAUUUUAAACAUUCAACCCGUGUGAUCUAUACAAAACAUUGAAUUAUAUACACUUUUAUUUAUUAGCGUUGAACAUAAUAUGUACUGUAGGUAAUAAAU
Molecule: messenger RNA, 4358 nt
Organism: Physella acuta
Lineage: Eukaryota; Metazoa; Mollusca; Gastropoda; Physidae
Biological process (GO): membrane protein ectodomain proteolysis
Molecular function (GO): metalloendopeptidase activity
Source: RefSeq, a predicted model, not a curated record